Molecule: messenger RNA, 1331 nt
Organism: Trematomus bernacchii (emerald rockcod)
Lineage: Eukaryota; Metazoa; Chordata; Actinopteri; Perciformes; Nototheniidae
Product: putative nuclease HARBI1
Exons: 2
Coding region: 29-931 (300 amino acids)
Source: RefSeq, a predicted model, not a curated record
AUUUGUUUCUACAACAACAACAACAAGAAUGGCGGAUCACAGGGUUGCUGUUGUGCUCCAGACGCUACUGACCAUGAUUAAUAUGUUAGUGCUACAACUACGGUGCUUCUACGACAACCACAAGCAACUAGUGGACAUGAAGAACCACAUACACGACAUGUGGCUAAAUCCACCGCGGAGAACAACCAGAAGGGCGACCAGGAGAAAGUUUUGGGUAAGACCGGGCAGAACUAGCAGUUGGUGGGACAAUUUUGUCAAUGGCGUUGUCGUGGACGAUGAAUGGAGGGAGAACUUCCGCAUGUCCAAAGCCUCUGUCGUUGCCCUGACUGAAGAACUGCGCCCAUAUAUCGAGAAGAAAACUACAAACAUGAGGGCGCCAAUUGAUCCACUGAAAAGGGUUGCUGCGGUUCUUUAUUACCUGAGCGACGAGGGAAGGCUACGGAAGACUGCUAACGCCUUCGGAGUUUCCCGCCCGUCUUUGUCCCUCAUUAUUAGGGAGACAUGCAGAGCGAUCACCAUCCACCUGGGUCCAAAAUACAUCAAGCUGCCUUUUACUGAGCCCGAGACCGCGGAUCUGGUUGAGGGGUUCCAUUGUACACAUGGCAUGCCACAAUGUUUAGGAGCAGUGGACGGAACCCACAUCGAAAUCAAGCAGCCAUCUAACGACUCCACUAGUUACAUCAACAGGAAAGGAAAAUAUUCCUUUAAUGUACAGGCUGUCUGUGAUUACAGGUACCGAUUCAUGGAUGUCGUGGUAAAGUGGCCUGGGAGUGUGCAUGAUGCACGGGUCUUUGCUAAUUCCAAGCUAAACAUGUACUUAAAAACUGGAAAGAUCCCUGCUCUGAAAAAACAGAUUGUGGACGAAGAGGAGGCCAUACCAUGUAUGUACAUAGACUGUACAUUUUUUUUAAAGGUGUUUAUUAAGAUGUGAUAAACAUUCUUUGUUACAUUCCCUGUCCUCACUGUGCAGCUCCUUCAGCGACAGGCUGCUGUACAAUAUUCAUAUACCUGGCUAGGUAUAUGUACCUGGCUGCUAAAUCUGAGGACUGUUACAGGAUUUUUUGUAUUAUAUCCUAACUGUUUUUAGUACUUUUUAAUGCAUGUCACAUGUGUGAAACUAAGCAAAUAACUAUGUGAUUCUCCAAUGUCAAAAGUGUGAAACUAAAAAUAAAAUUGGCUGCAACCACUUCCAGACUUUCUUUGAACUUAAUGUGCAACAAAUGUCAUCAUCCUCAUGAAUGAAGUUAUAUGGCCCAUUCUACCGAGUCAGGUUGUCCAUAUAUAUUUUGUACCGUAUUUAUUUACACAUAUAGUAAAAGAACCGUACAUUU